Purpureocillium lilacinum is the source of this 1494-nucleotide messenger RNA. RefSeq lists its product as uncharacterized. Gene Ontology annotation, biological process: zinc ion transmembrane transport. The record is from RefSeq and is a predicted model, not a curated record. Lineage: Eukaryota; Fungi; Ascomycota; Sordariomycetes; Hypocreales; Ophiocordycipitaceae. Gene Ontology annotation, cellular component: plasma membrane. Gene Ontology annotation, molecular function: zinc ion transmembrane transporter activity.
AUGCAUGCCAAACUAUACACAAGCCUCGCCCUGUGCGGUGUCGCUGCCGCCUCAGGAGGCGUCGUCCCCAGACAGACGGCGGCUCCGUCGACAACCGCGAGCAGCGCUCCCGAAGUCACAGCCAUUUCCAGCUGCCACUUUCAUGGAUCACAAAUGUUCUGUAUGGCCGGGACGACAGAGUUCCAGGUCAAGACAACGCCCACGCAGACGACCGACAUUCCCGCUCAAUUUACAGGCUGCCACCACCAUGGCGCUGAAAUGUAUUGUAUUGGUCCAAACGGCGACGAUGUCGAGGUCGACCCUCAGACGGAUGAAGGCACGGAAGGCGGCGACCACGACCACGACCACGAUAGCGGGAGCGGGAGUGGAAGUGGUUCAUCAGGAAACAAGCACUGUCACUUCCACGCCGGCGUCGAGCACUGCGUUGGCGACGGCGAAAGCGAGAGCGGCGGCCAGGCUCAAUGCGACAAGGUGACGCGAGACUACAACGUGCCGCUUCGAGUCGGUCUCCUCUUUGCGAUCCUUGCUACGAGCGCCCUCGGUGUCUUUGGGCCGAUCCUCCUUACCAGGCUGCUCCCCAACAAGCUCAACGUUGCCUUCACGGUCUUGAAGCAGUUUGGCACCGGCAUCAUCAUCUCCACAGCCUUUGUCCAUCUCUACACCCAUGCGUCGCUCAUGUUCGGCAACAAGUGCAUUGGCGACUUGGGAUAUGAGGCCGUUACGUCUGCUAUCGUCAUGGCGGGCAUCUUUCUCUCCUUCAUCGUCGAAUUCAUCGGCCACCGCGUCGUGCUCGCCAAGACGCGCCGUGCCGCCUCGCUCUCCUUUGAGGAUCGCGCGCGCGCCGUGCUGUCAAGCGAGGUCGUCUCCAUCCUCGUCAUGGAGGCCGGCAUCCUGUUCCACUCUCUGCUCAUUGGCCUCACUCUGGUUGUUGCGGGCGAUUCCUUCUUUCUCACCCUUUUCGUGGUCAUCCUCUUCCACCAAGUGUUUGAGGGUCUCGCCCUUGGCUCGCGUAUUGCCACGAUCGGCACCGCGGCCGACUCCCAACUCACCCACGGGCACGGUGUCUUUAACAAUGGGUCCGCGGCCCAGGACACCGACAAGUCGGCCAACUCCCCCACGGCGGAGACGAUGCGGAUCCCAUCGUCUUCCGAAGGCGCCACGGCUCACGCGGGCCUCUCCAUGAAGAAGAAGCUCGGCCUCGCCUCUCUCUUUGCCUUCAUCACUCCGAUCGGCAUGGCCAUUGGCAUCGGCGUCCUGCACAAGUUCAACGGCAAAGACCGCUCCACCCUCCUUGCUAUCGGCACCCUUGACGCACUCUCCGCCGGCAUCCUCGUCUGGGUCGGCCUCGUCGAGAUGUGGGCCGCCGACUGGAUGACGGGCGCCCACGGCAAGAGGCCGGAGCUCGCCGACGCGAACCUCUUGACGGUCGGCCUCGCGGGCUUUGCCCUCGUCGCCGGCAUGGCGCUGAUGAGUCUACUCGGGAAGUGGGCAUAG